AUGAAUAUUGAAAAAGCCGAAGCAAAGUCAAAAAUGAUUGAAAUGUCCAAGCAGAAUAUAGAAAAUAAGACAAAAAAGGAAUUGGAACUUAAACAAAAACAAGAAGAAUUAUUAGAGAAAAGGCGUUUAAUAUUAAAAUCCUUAUUGACACCUGAAGCUCAUGCAAGAUUGUCUAGAAUUGGAAUAGUUAAAGAAGAACAGGCUAGAAGAAUAGAAGAUAUUAUUAUAAGAAAUAGUCAAAUGGGUUUGAUAUAUAACAAAAUUGAUGAUGACCACUUGAUAAAAAUUAUAGAGCAAAUAAAUGACAAAAUGUAUAAAAAGGAUCCAGUAAUAGAAAUCAGGAGGAGAAAACAAUUUGACGACGAUGAUGAUUUCAAUGAAGAAGAUUAUAUGUGA
This is a messenger RNA of Plasmodium adleri (nom. inval.), 396 nucleotides long. Its product is annotated as apoptosis-related protein. Gene Ontology annotation, cellular component: cytosol; nucleus. Gene Ontology annotation, molecular function: DNA binding. The transcript has 7 exons. NCBI's taxonomy places the organism in Eukaryota, Apicomplexa, Aconoidasida, Haemosporida, Plasmodiidae. The record is from RefSeq and is a predicted model, not a curated record. Bases 1 to 396 code for a protein of 131 amino acids.